AUGCUUAUGAGCAGAAAACCAAGAUCUCGCUUGGACGUACUACGUCCAGAUGUAAGACAAAGAGUACAGGACCAACAGAAGAACCAGAAAGAGUUACACGAUCAACAUGCAGUGGAUCGACUAUUACGACCAGGUGAUUUAGUAUAUUCGAGAGAAUAUGGAAAACAACAAAAGUGGUGUCCAGGAGUGAUCAAUACACAAACCGGGCCAGUUUCCUAUACCAUACAGUUGGAAGACGACCGCGAGGUUCAUCGCCAUCAAGAUCAGGUGAUCCAUAGAGAAACACCCGAAGAAAACGAAAAUGACGUCAUGAAUCCAGAUAUCAACCAGCAACCCGUUCCAGACCAACAAGUGGUUAGCGAAGAAAAUGCAGUUCCAGCAGCCCGAUAUCCGCAAAGAGAUAGACAGACACCGGACUAUUAUUCGUGA
Molecule: messenger RNA, 429 nt
Organism: Paramuricea clavata
Lineage: Eukaryota; Metazoa; Cnidaria; Anthozoa; Malacalcyonacea; Plexauridae
Source: the annotation of a GenBank genome assembly